Molecule: messenger RNA, 1705 nt
Organism: Elephantulus edwardii (Cape elephant shrew)
Lineage: Eukaryota; Metazoa; Chordata; Mammalia; Macroscelidea; Macroscelididae
Gene: NT5C2
Product: 5'-nucleotidase, cytosolic II
Exons: 18
Coding region: 29-1705 (558 amino acids)
Biological process (GO): IMP metabolic process; adenosine metabolic process
Molecular function (GO): 5'-nucleotidase activity
Source: RefSeq, a predicted model, not a curated record
AAGUUAUACAACGUACAUUUAGAAUAAAAUGACAACCUCCUGGAGUGAUCGGUUACAGAAUGCAGCAGAUGUGCCUGCUAACAUGGAUAAACAUGCCCUGAAAAAGUAUCGACGGGAAGCCUACCAUCGGGUGUUUGUGAACCGAAGUUUGGCUAUGGAAAAAAUAAAGUGUUUCGGUUUUGAUAUGGAUUACACACUUGCAGUGUACAAGUCUCCGGAGUAUGAGUCCCUUGGAUUUGAACUCACGGUGGAGAGAUUAGUUUCAAUUGGCUAUCCCCAGGAGCUGCUCAGCUUCGCUUAUGAUUCGACAUUUCCUACCAGGGGACUUGUUUUUGACACACUAUAUGGAAAUCUUUUGAAAGUUGAUGCCUAUGGAAAUCUUUUAGUCUGUGCACAUGGAUUUAACUUCAUAAGGGGACCAGAAACUAGAGAGCAGUAUCCAAAUAAAUUUAUCCAACGGGAUGACACGGAGAGAUUUUACAUCCUGAAUACACUGUUCAACUUACCAGAGACCUACCUGUUGGCCUGCCUAGUAGAUUUUUUUACUAAUUGUUCCAGAUACACCAGCUGUGAAACAGGAUUCAAAGAUGGAGACCUUUUCAUGUCCUACCGGAGCAUGUUCCAGGAUGUAAGAGACGCCGUGGAUUGGGUCCAUUACAAGGGCUCUCUUAAGGAAAAGACAGUUGAAAAUCUUGAGAAGUAUGUAGUCAAAGAUGGAAAACUACCUUUGCUUCUGAGCCGGAUGAAUGAGGUCGGGAAGGUAUUUCUUGCCACCAACAGUGACUACAAAUACACAGAUAAAAUUAUGACUUACCUGUUUGAUUUCCCGCACGGCCCCAAGCCCGGGAGCUCCCAUCGCCCGUGGCAGUCCUACUUUGACCUAAUCCUGGUGGAUGCCCGGAAACCACUCUUCUUUGGAGAAGGCACAGUGUUGCGCCAAGUGGACACUAAAACUGGCAAGCUGAAAAUAGGCACCUACACUGGCCCCUUACAGCACGGCAUCGUGUACUCAGGAGGUUCAUCUGAUACAAUCUGUGAUCUGUUGGGAGCAAAGGGCAAGGACAUCUUGUACAUCGGAGAUCACAUUUUUGGGGACAUUUUAAAAUCUAAGAAGCGACAAGGGUGGCGAACCUUCCUGGUGAUCCCUGAGCUCGCGCAGGAGCUGCACGUCUGGACUGACAAGAGCUCUCUUUUUGACGAGCUUCAGAGCUUGGAUAUUUUCUUGGCUGAACUCUACAAGCACCUUGACAGCAGCAGCAAUGAACGUCCAGAUAUCAGUUCCAUCCAGAGGCGUAUUAAGAAAGUAACGCAUGACAUGGACAUGUGCUACGGGAUGAUGGGAAGCCUGUUCCGAAGCGGCUCCCGGCAGACCCUCUUUGCCAGUCAGGUGAUGCGGUAUGCCGACCUCUACGCAGCCUCCUUCAUCAACCUGCUGUAUUACCCGUUCAGCUACCUCUUCAGAGCGGCCCAUGUCCUGAUGCCCCACGAAUCAACCGUAGAGCACACACAUGUGGAUAUCAACGAGAUGGAGUCCCCGCUUGCCACCCGGAACCGCACGUCCAUGGAGUUCAAGGACACCGAUUACAAGCGGCACCAGCUGACACGAUCGAUCAGUGAGAUUAAACCUCCCAACCUCUUCCCGCUAGCCCCCCAGGAAAUCACACACUGCCAUGAUGAAGAUGAUGAUGAGGAGGAGGAGGAAUAA